UUAUGCUAAGUGAAAUAAGCCAGACACAGAAGGACAAAUAUUUAAUGAUUCUGCUUGUAUGAGGUUUGUAGAACAGUCAAAUUCAUGGAGAUAAAAUGUAGUUCUAUCUCCUGAUCAGAACAGUGUUGCCCCUUCCGCCGUGGCAGCCAUUGAGGAGCGGCAGCCAUGGCUCUGCGCUACCCCAUGGCCGUGGUGGGCCUCAGCACGGGCCACAAGGUGACCAAGAACGUGAGCAAGCCGAGGCACAGCCGCCGCCGCAGACGCCUCACCAAGCACACCAAGUUUGUGCGGGACAUGAUCCGGGAGGUGUGCGGCUUUGCCCUUUAUGAGUGGCGGGCCAUGGAGCUGCUCAAGGUCUCCAAGGACAAGUGGGCCCUCAAGUUCAUCAAGAAGAGGGUGGGGACACACAUCCGUGCCAAGAGGAAGAGAGAGGAGCUGAGCAAUGUCCUGGCCGCCAUGAGGAAGACGGCAGCCAAGAAGGACUGAGCCCUUCCCCUCUAUGCACAAUAAAACUUUUCCAGAAAAAAAAAAAAAAAAAAGAACAGUGUUGCCAGC
This is a messenger RNA of Lagenorhynchus albirostris (white-beaked dolphin), 555 nucleotides long. RefSeq names its product large ribosomal subunit protein eL36-like. Gene Ontology annotation, cellular component: cytosolic large ribosomal subunit; ribosome. Bases 166 to 486 code for a protein of 106 amino acids. Gene Ontology annotation, biological process: cytoplasmic translation. The record is from RefSeq and is a predicted model, not a curated record. Gene Ontology annotation, molecular function: structural constituent of ribosome. The transcript has a single exon. Lineage: Eukaryota; Metazoa; Chordata; Mammalia; Artiodactyla; Delphinidae.